Molecule: messenger RNA, 832 nt
Organism: Paramecium octaurelia
Lineage: Eukaryota; Ciliophora; Oligohymenophorea; Peniculida; Parameciidae
Source: the annotation of a GenBank genome assembly
AGUGUGCAUCACUCAAAUUUACAGGAUUAAAAGUAAUAAGAGGGAGCUGCAUUAAUUUAGCUCAGGGAUAGCGUUAAUUUUUGACAGAAAUCUUAUUAAAAUUAAUUUGCCUUGUAAAUUACAAUGCAAUUACUUAUACAAUGAUAAAACAACCUUUACUAUAGAGAUGUGUAUUGCAUGAAGCAUACUAGGUAGGGAAGUAUUGAAAGUACCAUAAAAGUUAAAGACGUAUGUAAUCAUUAAGAUUUAUGCAAGUUAUGGAUGAUAAAUCGGAGACAGAAAUGCAUAGAAUAUGUUGAUCAGUCAUUUGAAGCUUCCCCAAGAGAGGAAAUAUCAUUUUCUCAUAUGAAGUGCACCACUUAAAAGAUGGAUCACAACCGAAUGAAUAGUUUCAUCUUGUCUAACCACAUCCCUGUAGAUAGACAAUAUUUUACAGGAAAAUAAUAUUUUAUAAGGAUUUUGUAUUAUAUUUCUACUUUAAAGUUGUAAAUUAGGACUGCAAUCUAACCAGUUUUUCUAUUUUAAACUCAAUAUGUGCUGUGUCUAUCUUUUAUAAACAGGUUGUACUUGAUCUUGAUUAGCGGAUCUUUUAAUUUAUUUUGGAAUGCAUAAGUUUGUCACAUUUAUCGCUACAAUAAUAAAAGAAGUAAAUGUAGAUGCACUGAGUACAUUUGAAAUUGAGGUUACUGCUAACUCUACAUUAGGCUUAUAAUUUGUUAGUCGGAACUUUAUUAACAGGUAGAUGUAUAGACUAAAAUUAAAAAAAUUUGCAAAGCUUUGUUUUAGCCCCAGAUAUACUAUUAUUAUAUUGUUAAUUGAUAUCUCAUAACUU